This is a messenger RNA of Mizuhopecten yessoensis (Yesso scallop), 2835 nucleotides long. RefSeq names its product protein arginine N-methyltransferase 1-like. The record is from RefSeq and is a predicted model, not a curated record. Gene Ontology annotation, biological process: peptidyl-arginine methylation. The coding region runs from base 61 to 1173 and encodes 370 amino acids. Gene Ontology annotation, molecular function: protein-arginine N-methyltransferase activity. Lineage: Eukaryota; Metazoa; Mollusca; Bivalvia; Pectinida; Pectinidae. The transcript has 9 exons. Gene Ontology annotation, cellular component: nucleus.
AUUCACAAUUUUCGAUGACGUAGUUCCCGGCCAUGUGCGCGCUUCACACAAGGGUUCAAAAUGGCAGAGCACAUGGAGACAACACCAGCAACCACUUCCACUCCCACCACCACCACCACCACUACAGAGGAUGUCCCCUCAUGUAAUGGUGAUGGCCCCAGACCAGCCGGUAAAGACAAGGAUGACAUGACGUCAAAAGAUUACUACUUUGAUUCAUAUGGUCAUUUUGGCAUCCACGAGGAAAUGCUCAAGGAUGAGGUGCGGACACUGACCUACAGGAAUGCCAUGAUACACAACAAGCACUUGUUUAAAGGGAAGAUUGUCCUAGAUGUUGGAUGUGGUACAGGGAUCCUGUGUAUGUUUGCUGCUAAGGCUGGCGCCGCCAAGGUCAUAGGGAUUGACUGUUCCAGUAUCAUAGACUACGCCCAGAAGAUCACGGAAGUGAACAACUUUGAUAAAACUGUGACCCUGAUCAAAGGAAAGGUGGAGGAGGUUACCCUGCCUGACGGUAUUGAAAAAGUUGACAUCAUCAUCAGCGAGUGGAUGGGCUACUGUCUUUUCUACGAGUCCAUGUUGAACACUGUGAUAUUUGCCCGUGACAAGUGGCUGAAACCUGGUGGCCUGAUCUUCCCCGACAGAGCUGUGCUGUACGUCUGUGCCAUAGAGGACAGACAGUACAAGGAUGAGAAGAUCAACUGGUGGGACUCCGUGUAUGGCUUUGAUAUGAGUGUGAUCCGUAAAGUGGCUAUUUCGGAGCCCCUGGUGGAUGUUGUCGACCCCAAACAGGUGAUCACCAACUCCUGCCUGGUGAAGGAGGUGGACAUCUACACUGUCACGGAAGACGACCUCACCUUCAAGGCUCCAUUCCACCUCCAAUGUCGCCGCAACGACUAUGUACAUGCACUGGUCACUUUCUUCAACAUGGAGUUCACAAAGUGUCACAAGAGAACAGGUUUCUCCACAGCUCCCGAGGCCCCCUACACUCACUGGAAGCAGACUGUGUUUUACUUCGACCAGCUGGAUCUGACAGUUAAGAAAGGAGAAGAACUCUUCGGCACCAUUGCAUUGGAACCCAACAAAAAGAACACAAGGGAUCUGGACAUAAAGAUUGAUGUGGAUUUUAAGGGUGAAUUAUCCGAGAUGAAUGAGUCUAUGUCGUACAGGAUGAGGUAGGAAGGUUCACGCUAGGAAGGACAUGGCAACAGCUAUUCCACCAUUUUCACGGUCCACGGUUUUGUGGACUGUGUGGAGGACUACAGACAGCAUCCUCCCACUAUCAUAAUCAUGCGGAGGAGAGUGGCAGUGGUCUUGUAGAAGUCCCUGAUUUAUGCUACGUUUUGAACAAAACUGACUCUUAUACUUGAUUUCACUGAAUAUAAUAUUGGCUGAUGAUUUCUGUUCGGAUGAAGCUGAAUAGAUCUGCGCAUUGUUACAUUGAACCAUAUGUACAGUGGAAACUGAAAAAAAUGUCAUUAUCCUAAAUUUGAGAUGUAAUACUUCUACAGAAAUGGCAACUAGAUAGACAUGAGGGUAGAACAACUUGAUAUAGGAGAGGUUGACGUUUUUAAAGGAAAAAUACAGGGUUUGCCAUUGUGUUUUCUUUUAUUGCACUGGCAAUGAAAGUCUCUUGUAUGUUGCUAAAGGCUGGUGUAGUCUGGUUGGUCGUCUGCUUGUCGUCUGUGACAUUGUUUUGUAGUCUGGAACUCAUUGUAUUGUGUACCUACCAGGUACUGCCCUCUAGUGGGUAGUCCUGUCCAGUAAAGGAAGGGACACAACCAUUGUCCAUCUGCUGGGUGUCUUUAAUAUGGAAAACCUUAAAACACGAACAAAGAUAUAUAUUUUUUUUCAACUUUUGUGACUUUCAUGGAGAUCCCUUUCUGCUGAGGAAGAUGAAAAAUUUAAUGUGUAUUGGAGACAUGAUGAAGACAUUUUCAGAGAAAAGUUGAUGUAAUGGAACAUUUCAAAUCUAGUUCAAAUUUUAGUGGAUGUGCCAAAUUAUCCUUGGUCCUUCACUGCCGAGUUGGUGCAUUGUGUUCAUCAGGACUUGUUAGGAAGUCUAUUAGCAUUGGCACUUUACUGUACAUUUUGUACAUUUGUUUUGAGUCGAACGUGAAUAAUUUCCUCUCAAGUCAACACUAUAUUUGCGAUGUUAAAAAGUCCCACGCCUAGACAUCUCUUGUAAUAUCUUUCCUUCAAAUUGCAAAAUUUGAUUUAAUAGCAUGGGUAGAUGUCUAGACGUGUGAUCUGCAGUUGUGUUUUAUCCUUGUGUUCGGCGAAGCUUGUAUGAGUGUGUGUUUGGUAUUACGAAUGUCCUGAAAAUGUUGUGCAUGCACGAGUGUUUUAGAAUGUUGUGAUAUAGUAUGAUAGUGUGACACGGAUGAGCCGGACUCGUGGACUUCUGCACAGCUGCAUUGAAAUUAUCGUUUUUCAAAAAAUGUUUUGAAGUUCCCUUUGUAUGACAUGUAUUUGGAAGGGUAUUACGCAACCGUCUGAAGCAUCCCUGCUGAAAUGAACAUCAGGGGUAAUGCUACUUUCAUGAGAGCAUGUUGAAGCAGGUUUUACUCAUAUAUGCAAAGCGGAAUUUCAUUGGUCAGAAACCACCAAUCUGUGGUGCUGUAACAUCUGCCAUUUUGUAACCCUUUACAAUACUGUAAAUGAGAAAGAGUUUAGCUGUUAACUGUAAAUGAAAUAGAAAAAAAUAUUACAGAUGUUUUAAAACUAGUGAUUUUUGUUUUUUGUUGCAUUUAAUUAUAAGUUUGUCUUAACUAUGUUAAUAAUCAUCAAACAUGAUACUGAUCUAAUUAAAUGCCAGGGUCAGUAAACAGUUCACCUGAU